This is a messenger RNA of Capronia epimyces CBS 606.96, 933 nucleotides long. RefSeq lists its product as uncharacterized. Bases 1 to 933 code for a protein of 310 amino acids. Gene Ontology annotation, cellular component: intracellular anatomical structure. The record is from RefSeq and is a predicted model, not a curated record. NCBI's taxonomy places the organism in Eukaryota, Fungi, Ascomycota, Eurotiomycetes, Chaetothyriales, Herpotrichiellaceae. Gene Ontology annotation, molecular function: oxidoreductase activity, acting on NAD(P)H, oxygen as acceptor. The transcript has a single exon.
AUGGCAUCCGUCUUCCGCCCCGGGGCUCUCGCCUUGAUCACAGGCUCGGCGUCCGGCGUCGGGUUCGCAUUCGCACAGCACUGCCGACGACAAGGGAUGCACGUGGCGCUGGUCGACAACAACGGCGGACUUCUCGAGAAAGCCAAAGCGGCACUGCAGUCGGUGCCGGUGGGCAGCGGCCAAACAGCUGGAGCGCAACCUCAAACGCUGACAUACCAACUCGACGUAUCCGACCUGUCCGCCUGGGCUGGGGUCAAGGCCGACCUGAGCCGACAGUUCGCGACGAUUGAAUUCCUCAUGCUGAACGCCGGCAUGAGCGCGAAGCCGACGGGGCCGACCGGCUCGCCGUGGGAGGACGCGGGGUAUUUCCAAAAGACGCUGGCGACGAAUUUCUUCGGCGUGGUGCACGGGCUGGCGACGUUCCUGCCGCUGGUGCAGCAGUCUUCCGGGGGGCCGGCGGCCGUGGUGCUGACGGGCAGCAAGCAGGGCAUCACCAACCCGCCGGGCAAUCCGGCGUACAACGCCAGCAAGGCGGCGGUCAAGAGCGUGGCGGAGCAGUUGGCGCACGAUUUGCGGACGUCGACGCCACACGUCUCGGUUCAUCUGCUCGUGCCGGGCUGGACGUUCACAGGCCUCAGCGGAAACCAGGGCCCCGUGCCGGACGACGAGGCUCGCGCCAAGAAGCCCCGCGGCGCCUGGCUGCCCAGCCAGGUGGCCGAGUAUGGCGUGGCGAAGAUCCGCAAAGGGAAGUUCUACAUCAUCUGUCCGGACACCGAUGUCGACGAGGCCCUCGACCAGGCCCGUAUGGCGUGGGCCGCUGGCGAUGUCAUUGAGGGAAGAAGUGCGUUGAGUCGUUGGGACGAUGCCGUCAAGGAUGAAGCGGCGGCUUGGAUUGCCGCUGAUGCUGAGAAGAGGAGGGGGAAGUCGGACUGA